AUGUCACGUCACGUAGCCAACGAUCCUGCUGGACUUGCGUAUACGGGGCUGGCUUACAUUGACCAUCCAGUCAAGAUACUGGGCACAAGCAAUCAGACCAGUGGCGAUAUUGUGACCCCUACCUAUGAAAGCAUUGCGAUGGCAAGUUGGCCACUUGCGCGAGUCAUUUAUUUCAACCUGAACUCGCCUCCUUACAAAGGAAUGGAUCCAGUGUUGAGAGAAUUGAUCAAGUUCGUUCUUUCCAAAGAAGGUCAACAGAUUCUUCUGGACCAAGGCAUUUUCCUCCCUUUUCGAGAGUUCCAGCAAAAGUCGAGCUUGAAUCUUCUGUAA
This is a messenger RNA of Penicillium samsonianum, 330 nucleotides long. RefSeq names its product PstS family phosphate ABC transporter substrate-binding protein. The transcript has a single exon. The record is from RefSeq and is a predicted model, not a curated record. Lineage: Eukaryota; Fungi; Ascomycota; Eurotiomycetes; Eurotiales; Aspergillaceae. The coding region runs from base 1 to 330 and encodes 109 amino acids.